Messenger RNA from Populus nigra (black poplar), 1710 nucleotides. RefSeq names its product cytochrome P450 71B36-like. The transcript is spliced from 2 exons. The record is from RefSeq and is a predicted model, not a curated record. NCBI's taxonomy places the organism in Eukaryota, Viridiplantae, Streptophyta, Magnoliopsida, Malpighiales, Salicaceae. The coding region runs from base 47 to 1570 and encodes 507 amino acids. Gene Ontology annotation, molecular function: heme binding; iron ion binding; monooxygenase activity.
UCAUAAUCGAGGCAUUCCAGCCAGUUCUUCUAGAUAAAAAGCUCUCAUGGCUCUCUAUGCUGUGCCUCUGUGGCUUCCUCUCAUUUUACUUCUGCCUCUACUGCUUUUGUUUAUGAAAAGGAUGAAAGAUGCGGGACAAAGUGAGCAGCUUCUUCCUCCAGGCCCUCCUAAGCUUCCAAUUUUAGGCAAUUUGCACCAGCUUAGUUCACUGCCUCACCAAUCUAUGUUGCAUCUCUCCAAGAAAUAUGGCCCUGUCAUGCUCCUUCGACUUGGUCAAAUACCAACUGUUGUAAUCUCCUCCGCUGAGGCAGCAAGGGAGGUGUUAAAAGUUCAUGAUCUUGCCUUUUGCAGUAGACCUUUGUUAUCUGGCGCUGGCAGACUCACGUACAAUUAUCUAGACAUUGCAUUUUCACCAUAUAGCGACCACUGGAGAAACAUGAGAAAAAUUACUACUUUGGAGCUCUUUAGCUUGAAAAGGGUGCAAUCUUUCCGAUUCAUUAGGGAAGAGGAAGUUGGCUUUCUGGUCAAUUCUCUCUCCGAGUCAUCAGCUCUAGCAGCACCAGUUGAUAUUACUCAGAAGGUAUAUGCUCUGGUUGCGAAUAUAACAUUCAGGGUGGCUUAUGGGUUCGAUUAUCGAGGCACUAGCUUUGAUCGAGAUAGAUUCCAUGAAGUGGUUCAUGACACCGAGGUUGUGGGGGGAAGCAUCUCAGCAGAUGAAUACAUCCCAUAUCUAGGAUGGAUUGUAGACUGGCUUACUGGUCACCGUGCAAGGAUGGAAAGAGUUUUCCACGAGUUAGAUACUUUCUUCCAGCAUGUAAUUGAUAAUCAUCUUAAACCUGGAAGGAUAAAGGAUCAGGAUGUCAUGAUAGAUGUUCUGCUGAGAAUAGAGAAGGAACAAAAUGAACUGGGUGCAUCUCAGUUUACGAGGGAUAAUAUUAAGGCAAUCCUCCUGAAUUUAUUUUUGGGCGGAGUAGACACUAGUUCACUUACGGUGAAUUGGGCAAUGGCAGAACUUGUCAGGAAUCCAAGAGUGAUGAAGAAAGUGCAGGAUGAAGUGAGGAAAUGUGUUGGAAAGAAAGGAAGAGUUACUGAAGGGGAUGUCGAUCAACUUGAGUAUCUCAGGAUGGUAAUAAAAGAAACUCUGAGACUGCACCCUCCUGCCCCUCUACUUCUCCCAAGAGAAGCCAGGUCUCACUGUAUAGUCAGUGGCUACAAUAUCUAUCCGAAGACGCUGGUCCAUGUUAAUGUCUGGGCAAUUGGACGUGACCCCAAGUACUGGAGGGAUCCUGAAGAGUUUUUUCCUGAAAGAUUUCUGGACAGCUCCUGCGACUUCAAUGGACAAAGUUUUGAGUAUUUGCCAUUUGGAUCUGGUCGAAGAAUUUGUCCUGGAAUUCAUAUGGGAUCUAUAACAGUAGAGAUUAUACUUUCAAAUCUCUUGCAUUGUUUUGAUUGGAUUUUGCCCCAUGGGAUGCAGAAGGAAGAUAUCAACAUGGAAGAGAAAGCUGGUGUUAGCCUUGCUCCCUCUAAGAAGACACCUGUAAUCCUCGUACCUGUCAACUACCUUCAGUGACUAUCAGAAGAUUUCAUAAGCUCAUAAGCAUUCAAAUAGUUGUAUGCACUAAAGAAUGUAUGAUCUGUGCCUCUUUUUUUUUGCAUGUGUGUUCAAAAUAAAGAACAGGGUCGAGCAGGAAAGACCUCUUUCGGGGUGGA